AUGGAAGGCCUAGUUGCUGACGUCCAUCAAGCGUCCAGUCUACUCGAACAACCGCCUCCACCCUCAUUAGCCGAACCCGAAAGACGAUCUCCUUCUUCACAACGAGCUCCUACACCUCCUCCUGCUGUCACAAAUGGCGUCAAGCACGAAGAGAGCGAAAGCGAGCUCAGCGAGCCAGUCGAUCUUCCCGCAGCCUCGCCACUGCCCCGACCCGCCGACAAUCUCACCCCCGAGAUGGACAUCGAUCGCAUGAGCUCGGACGAUGACGAACGUGAUGCGGAGGGUGAUGCCGACUAUGAGAUGGAUGAACCAAGCCAGCAACACCACCCUCGCGACGUCCAAGACCCGUCUCAAGACCUGUCUUCCGAUGACUCCAUCCGCCCAGCGAAGCGGAAAGCGCAGGCAGUGGAUAAUGAUGAAUUCAUGCGGGACAAUCCAGAGCUGUAUGGACUACGUAGAAGCGGUCGCGCUCGCCCUACUACGACACUGGCAGAAUCUUCGGCGGAGGAAGAUGACUCGGAUGUUCCUCGGCGCCCCCGGAAACGCCUACGCCAGGCUUCCCGUCGCUCCUCACAACAAGCCACUCCUGCUGUCGAGUCUCCUUCUGAUGGGGAUUCGGGUUCGGACGCUUAUGGCGGUCGACGUGGCAAGCUUACCAAGAAGCAGAAGCAACGGUUCCUGUCAGCCAAUAACCUUGCUCCAUCCCACGCCGAGGUGCGCUUUUCCACCCGCCGCUCUGGCAAAGUCAGCAACUACAAUGAAGACGAGGACGAUGACAUGUUCGAUGAAGACGACCCAGAUCAACUGACUCCGGCUUACUGGGUCGAGGAGGAAGACAAUACCCCCGCAAUUGACAUGGUUCUCAAUCACCGCCUUCGCGCCGACGUUACCUCAUCUUCGACCAAAAAGGAAGACUACGAGUUCCUGAUAAAGUGGCAACAAAAGGCAUACUAUCAUGCAACGUGGGAAACCUUUGAAAGUCUGACCAGUGUCAAGAGUCUACGUCGCUUGGACAAUUAUGUUAGGAAAACGCUAAUGACAGAAAUCUACAUCAACAACCAACCCGACAUUUCUCCUGAAGACAAAGAGAAAUGGAUGCUCGAUCGCGAACAGCACGCCGAUGCUCUUGAAGAAUACAAGCAAGUGGAACGUGUCAUUGGCAAGCGCGAUGGCGAGGAUGGACCCGAGUAUUUUGUCAAAUGGCGAUCGCUCUUCUACGAUAUGGCCACUUGGGAACCAGCGACACUCGUCACCGAGAUCGCCCAGAAAGAGAUCGACAAGUAUAUCAAUCGGCUACAGGAAGACUUUAAAUCCAACUCAUCCGAGACCAAGCCGGGAACGCGUGCCACAUACACACCUAUGCGCGAACAACCUCCAUACAUCCAGAAUGGCACAUUGCGUGACUUUCAGCUCACAGGCUUGAAUUUCCUGGCAUACAACUGGGUCAAGAACAAGAACGUCGUUCUCGCUGACGAGAUGGGCCUCGGCAAGACUGUACAGACCGUUUCUUUCCUGAGUUGGCUGCGGCAUGACCGAGGGCAGCAGGGCCCAUUCCUUGUGGUCGUCCCCCUGUCCACAAUGCCUGCUUGGGCCGACACCUUCGAUUUCUGGACGCCCGAUGUCAACUAUGUUGUCUACAAUGGCAACCAGGCGGCUCGGAACAUAAUCAGGGACUUUGAACUUCUCCCCACGGGCAGCUUCAACCAUCCUCGCUUCCAUGUCCUCCUCACCACCUACGAAUAUGUUUUGCAGGAUGCCCAAUUCCUCAGUCAAAUCAAAUGGCAGUUCAUGGCUGUCGAUGAAGCCCAUCGACUGAAGAACAGGGAGUCACAACUCUACGAUCGGCUGAAAGAAUUCCGUGCGCCUGCUCGAUUGCUUAUCACUGGCACACCUGUUCAAAAUAACUUGAGUGAACUGUCGUCACUGUUUGACUUCCUAAGCCCGGGCGUUGUAAACAUUGAUGAGAAUAUGGAUCUUACUACUGAGGAAGCUACUGCCAAAAUCGCGCAGUUAACUGAAGAUAUCAAGCCAUACAUGCUUCGACGGACUAAGCAGAAGGUGGAGAAAGAUCUGCCACCCAAGACCGAAAAGAUCAUCCGUGUUGAACUAUCGGACAUUCAACUCGAGUACUACAAAAACAUUCUCACCAAGAACUACGCUGCCCUCAACCAGGGCACCAAGGGCCAAAAGCAAUCGUUGCUGAACAUUAUGAUGGAGCUGAAGAAAGCCAGCAACCAUCCCUUCAUGUUCCCGUCCGCCGAGGAUCGUCUGGUCCCUCAGGGUGCUCGGCGUGACGAGGUUCUCCGAGCUCUCAUCACCAGCAGCGGCAAGCUGAUGCUGCUCGAUCAACUACUGGGGAAAUUGAAGCGCGACGGUCAUCGUGUUCUGAUCUUCAGUCAGAUGGUAAAGAUGCUUGACAUUCUCGGUGACUACAUGGAUUACCGGGGCCACGCUUAUCAGCGGCUUGAUGGCACCAUCGCUGCUGCACCGCGCCGCAUGGCUAUCGAUCACUUCAACGCACCAGACAGCACUGAUUUCUGCUUUUUGCUGUCAACGCGGGCUGGUGGUCUUGGCAUCAACCUGAUGACUGCCGAUACGGUGAUAAUUUUUGAUAGUGACUGGAAUCCCCAGGCGGAUUUGCAGGCGAUGGCCCGCGCUCACCGCAUCGGUCAAACCAAACCUGUCAGUGUUUAUCGCUUGCUGUCAAAGGAGACUAUUGAAGAAGAAAUUCUGGAGCGCGCUCGAAACAAGCUUAUGCUCGAGUUCUUGACCAUUCAGCGAGGUGUUACUGAUAAAGAGACGCAAGCGCGCCGCAACGCUCUGGUUGGCGAACCCGGCUCCACCUCCGAGAUCUCUCGCAUCCUCAAGAAACGCGGCCAGAAGAUGUUUGAGCAGACCGACAACCAGAAAAAGCUCGAAGAACUUGAUCUUGACUCUGUUCUUGAGAAAGCCGAGGACUACAAGGUCGAACAACCCGACGGUACGGAAGCCGACGGUGGCGAGGAAUUCUUGCGGAGCUUCGACUUUGUUGACGUCAAAGUCGACGAAAUGUCCUGGGACGACAUUAUCCCCAAAGAGCAACUCGAAGAGAUCAAGAAAGAAGAAGAACGCAAAGCCAACGAGAAGUAUCUGGCUGAGGUUAUCGAGCAGAACAAACCUCGUGUGCGAAACCAGCCGGGCGAUGACCGAACUGCGCGCCAGGCACGACGCGUUGAGCAGCGCCAGAAUGUUGCAGACUCCGAAAGCGACGAAGAAUCGAACACAGGGGCCGACCCUUCACGUCCUCUCAGCGAGCGUGAAUACAGAUAUCUGAUGAAAGGCCAUCUACGCUAUGGUUCAAUCGAUGACCGCACCGAAGAAUUUCUGGCCGAGGCUAGAUUGCGCGGUCGUGACAUGGGGGUUGUGAAGGCUGCGAUGCAGGAGAUCGUGGAUAGGGCCACCUUCCUCUACAAGCAAGAGCAACAACGGAUGAUCGACCUUGAGCGGACAUCGAACAAGCCAAUCACCAAGAAAGACCGCAAGGCUGUACUGUUCGAGCUGCAUGGCGUCAAGCGUAUUAACGCAGAGACUAUACUGGAACGGCCGAGCGAGAUGCGACUGCUGCGAGAGGUGAUUCCUUCGGAUCCCGAGAAGCAACUUAGUUUCCGCAUUCCGGAAGCGACCAAAAGUGCAGGAUACAGCUGCGACUGGGGCGCUCGUGAAGAUGGUAUGCUCUGUGUCGGGAUCCUUCGACAUGGGUACGGUGCUUGGGAGAGGAUCCGGGACGAUGACGAACUACACCUUGCGGAAAAGUUCUUCCUCGAGGAGCACCGCGUCGAUAAGAAGGCAGAGCGUGAGCACUCUGAGCAAAAGAACGCCAAAUCUCCCGGUGCUGUCCAUCUGGUCCGCCGCGCUGACUAUCUCUUAUCGGUGCUGAAGAGCCAGCACACCGAUGACCCGGCAAUUAAGCGCGCGGUUGAGAACCACCACCGCAACAACAAGAAGGCGGGCCAGUCCAUUGAUCUCAAGGGUGGUGCAGGAUCUCCGAUCACGGCCACACAUCGCAAGGCACAUCGUGACUCUGAUAAACACCGUCCACGAACGACCAGUGCUGGGCAUCGUGAUAGCAUGGAACGACAUGGUACUCCGAAGUCCGAUCCGCGGUAUCACGGGCGUGAAAGCGAGGCUCGUGAGCGUGAUCAUAAGAAACAUCGGCCUCACCUAGACCAGUCACACCAUCGUCACUCCAGCGAUCACCGUCGCUCAGAACCUGCAACGAAUGGGUCUUCGGCUGAGACCGAUGCAAUCAUGACUCUGGUGUUCAAGCCUGUACGCGACUCGCUGAAGAAGAUCAAGGCGACGACCAAGAGCGCCAUUCCCGAUGGGCAGCAGAGAGCGUCGGAGCUUCGUGGACUGUUGACCAAGAUCGGUGACUUCAUCGCCGAACAAAUCAGUGACCUCGAGGACAAUCAGGAUUCAAUGGAGAAACGAUUUUGGGACUAUGCUGCGACCUACUGGCCUAACAAAGGCAUCCGUGGCAGUGAGCUUCAGACGAUUCACGCCAAGAUUGUUGCGUCGGACAAGACUCUCGCAGGUGAGGCUUCGCCCGACAACGAAGUCAACAACGUCGAUCAUCGGACCAAUGGCUCGUAUAAUACAUCGCCGCCUCACUAG
Molecule: messenger RNA, 4653 nt
Organism: Cyphellophora europaea CBS 101466
Lineage: Eukaryota; Fungi; Ascomycota; Eurotiomycetes; Chaetothyriales; Cyphellophoraceae
Exons: 2
Coding region: 1-4653 (1550 amino acids)
Biological process (GO): regulation of transcription by RNA polymerase II; nucleosome organization
Cellular component (GO): chromatin; nucleus
Molecular function (GO): ATP hydrolysis activity; ATP-dependent chromatin remodeler activity; chromatin binding
Source: RefSeq, a predicted model, not a curated record